This is a messenger RNA of Galleria mellonella (greater wax moth), 953 nucleotides long. RefSeq names its product esterase AGAP003155. NCBI's taxonomy places the organism in Eukaryota, Metazoa, Arthropoda, Insecta, Lepidoptera, Pyralidae. The transcript is spliced from 4 exons. The record is from RefSeq and is a predicted model, not a curated record. Gene Ontology annotation, biological process: response to retinoic acid. Gene Ontology annotation, cellular component: nucleus; cytoplasm. Bases 199 to 930 code for a protein of 243 amino acids.
UGAACUGUCAAAGUAGGCAGAUUAAUAAUUUUUAAAUCCGAAAACCAAUAAUAUUAUUUAUCGUUUGUCUGGUUUUUAUUAUUGUCUACUAAGAUUAUUCUGAUUAUUCCAUUUUUGCAUCAUAUAAUAAUAAAAAAAAUAAAUGGCAUAAAACCAAUUGUAUUAAAAAUAAAUACUUUAUUUAAUAAAUGUAGCAACAUGUCGGAACAAAAUUCUAAUUCUAACCUCUCUCCACCAAGUAAAGCCAAGGAAACAAAUAGACUUAAGUUAAAAAUCUUAGCAUUUCAUGGAUACAGACAGAAUGGUGCAGUGUUCAGAGCCAAAAUUGGAUCAUUUCGCAAAGCAGUGUCUAAGUACGCCCAACUUACAUUUAUAUCCGCGCCUCAUAAAGUUGUAAACGAAGACGGCGGAGAAGAAGAUGAUGCUCGUUCAUGGUGGUUCAAUGCUGAAGAUAAUACAUUCAGUGGAAAAUGUUUGGGUGGGCCCGCUAUUGGUUUUGAAAAUACCUUACGCCUGAUAGAAAAGACGGUGGUGGAGCAUGGGCCUUAUGAUGGGUUCAUGGGGUUCUCACAGGGAGCAUGUCUUGUUGGGUUGUUGGCUGCCAUGCAGAACAAAGGAUAUUUGCCUUACACAUUUAAAUUUGCAAUAUUUGCAUCUGGAUUUCGUUCGGGAAGCUUAGUUCAUAAAGGAUUUUAUGAUGAGGACAUCAAUUUACCAUCACUACAUGUUUAUGGGGAAAGUGAUUCAAUUAUACCAAAAGAAAUGAGUGAAUCUUUAAUUAGUCUAUUUAUACAACCUGUGGUGGCUGAACACUCAGGGGGUCAUUAUGUGGCAUGUUCUGGUUCCAUCAAAGAUGCAUAUUUGGAUUUCCUCCAUGAUAGAUAUGAAGAGUUAAUAAAGGAUUCUAAUGAUACUGAUAAUAACUCUUAGCAAUAAAAAACAGUAAAAUAAAA